This is a messenger RNA of Salvia hispanica, 2988 nucleotides long. NCBI's taxonomy places the organism in Eukaryota, Viridiplantae, Streptophyta, Magnoliopsida, Lamiales, Lamiaceae. The record is from RefSeq and is a predicted model, not a curated record.
AAUAAAAAUGGAUGUGAACGCAGAUUAAAACACUCUGUAGUGGAAUCAUCUCGUUUUAGGAAUAAAACUAUAUUUUGAAUUUGUGUCAAAAUCCAGUUGGCCAUUAUUCAGUUGAGGCCAGGUUUGAUCGCCUUUAAAUUUGUUGUAUUCAUACGAUCUCCAUUUUUUGGUUUCUUCCCCCUUUAUUCAUUCCCUCUCACCAUUGCAUUUAUUCAACACAAAUCUCGUUUCCCCACCGCCUCAAAGGUGCAAUCUUUAUACAUCAUUUCACUUCAAUUGCUGUCUUACUUCAAUAUUUGAUGAUGGGAUUUGGGUUUUCAAUUUGGGGUUUAUUGCUGUUGAAUCUCGCUUGCUGUUCGAGGGGAUUCACACCCGUUGAUCAAUUCUAUGUCAACUGUGGAUCGUCGAGCGACGCCGUUGUGGGUAAUGUUACUUUCAUUGCUGAUAAAUCUGCUGCGAAAUAUCUCUUAACCCCUCAAGAGAUUUUAGCUGAUAGCAAUUUGAAUUCGAUAACUAGGGCUGAGGAUUCCCCUUUGUUUAGAACUGCUAGAAUCUUCAAUGGCCCUUCUAAGUAUACGUUUCCGAUUAGGCAAAGCGGUAGGCAUUGGAUCCGCCUCCAUUUUUACCCUUUUAUCUAUCAAAAUUAUGAUAUGAAAACCGCUAGUUUCUCUGUUUUCUCUCAGACGACUACAUUGCUUAGUAAUUUCACCCCUAAGGCUGCUAUUGUUAGGGAAUACUCUGUUAAUGUGGAGAGGGGGGAUCUCGUCAUCGCCUUUUCGCCUUCUGACAAUUCGAUUGCUUAUGUUAAUGCUAUCGAGGUUGCAUCCGUGCCCGAUAAUCUCAUCGCGGAUGCUGCACAGCUCUAUAGCUCUUCGGGGCAGUUUACUGGGCUGUCGGCUCAGUCCCUGCAGACACUUGCGAGGCUGAAUAUGGGUGGCCCGUUCGUGUCGUUGGUGAAUGACACAUUGGGGCGUAACUGGGAACCGGAUGGUUCGUAUUUGAAACAGCCGAAUCUUGCUACUAGUAAGUCUAAUAUCCCGGCUGUUCAGUACCCUAGUGGUGGUGCAACGGCAGAUACUGCUCCACCGACUGUUUAUGGGACUUGCACGAAGAUGAACUCAGAUGGUGAUCCAAAUAGUAACUUCAAUGUCACCUGGGACAUCCCGGUGGAUCCUGGUUUUCAGUACUUGAUUCGGUUGCACUUCUGUGACAUUGUGAGUGCAUCGCCUACCGAUUCUGUGUUUAAUGUUUACAUUGACACGUAUGCUGUUUAUCGAGAUCUAGAACUAUCUACGAAACUUUAUGGGAAGUUGGCCACUGCUUUCUAUGGGGAUUUUGUUACCCCGGUGCUUGAUAGACCUAACGUUAGUGUAAGCAUUGGUCCAUCUCCUAGGGGUUCUUAUCCUGAUGCGUUUCUAAACGGUUUGGAGGUUAUGAAAAUAAGAAAUAGCAAGGACAGCCUUGCUGGGGCAUCUGUUAUGCCGUCGUUUCCUAAAUCGAAGAAGAACUUAGGCAUUAUCGUGGGUGUGAGCGUUGGAGUACCAGUAGCGUUGAUUUUGGUCGGAAUUCUGUUUUUCAUGCACAAAAGAAGGAAACGUCAACAACUGAAAUUCUCAAAAACAUGGGUUCCUAUAUCGGUUAAUGGUGGAGCUUCUCAUACCAUGGGAAGCAAAUAUUCGACUGGCACAACUGUCAGCGUUGGUUCGAACAUGAGCUAUCGCAUCCCUUUUGUAGCAGUGCAAGAUGCAACAAACAACUUUGACGAGAGCUGGGUGAUUGGAGUUGGUGGGUUUGGCAAGGUUUACAAGGGAGAAUUACACGAUGGUACAAAGGUUGCUGUUAAGAGAGGCAAUCCCCGGUCCCAGCAAGGUUUAGCAGAAUUCAGAACUGAAAUCGAGAUGCUUUCCCAGUUCCGCCAUCGCCAUUUGGUUUCCUUGAUUGGUUAUUGUGAUGAGAAGAAUGAGAUGAUUCUGGUAUACGAGUACAUGGAGAAUGGGACUCUCAAAGGCCAUCUCUACGGUUCAGAUCUUCCAAGUUUAGGCUGGAAAGAGAGGCUCGAGAUAUGCAUUGGAGCUGCAAGAGGGUUGCACUAUCUCCACACUGGCGAUGCUAAAGCAGUUAUUCAUCGUGAUGUGAAGUCAGCAAACAUAUUGGUGGACGGGGACAUGAUGGCUAAGGUUGCUGACUUUGGGCUUUCUAAGACGGGGCCAGAGCUUGAUCAAACUCACGUCAGCACGGCUGUAAAAGGGAGCUUUGGUUACCUCGAUCCCGAGUAUUUCAGAAGGCAGCAGCUGACAGAGAAAUCAGAUGUUUACUCAUUUGGCGUUGUCUUGUUUGAAGUUCUAUGCGCCAGGCCUGUGAUAGAUCCAUCUCUACCCCGAGAAAAGGUUAACUUAGCUGAAUGGGCAAUGAAGUGUCAGAAGAAGGGCCAGCUUGAUCAAAUCAUCGAUGUGAAUCUUGUGGGGAAGAUAAAACCCGAUUCCCUCAGAAAGUUUGGAGAAACGGCAGAGAAAUGCUUGGCGGAUUAUGGAGUGGACCGGCCUUCAAUGGGCGAUGUUCUUUGGAAUCUUGAAUACGCACUUCAGCUUCAACAGGCAGUGAUCCAGAAUGAUCCCGAUGAGAACAGCACAAAUGCUAUCGGGCAGCUGUCUCCGCAAGUUGGUGAGUUCAUCCAUGUCGAGACUACUACCACUUCUGUUGCCCAGUUUGAGACCUCGAGUGUUGAUGAUCUGUCGGGUGUCUCGAUGAGUAAAGUUUUCUCGCAGCUGGUGAAUUCCGAGGGGAGGUGAUUUAAAUGCUUGUAGAUGAUGUUUAUGUUUGAGAUUUCCAUUUGUAAUUGUUCAUCGUUUUCAAGCAACAUUUACACUGUUUAAUUGUUUGCGUUUCUUGCUUUCAUAUGUGGUAUGGAAAUUGAAACCAGAGUUGUAUAAGAUUUUGGAGGGCCUCUGCCCUAUGUAAUGAAAGUUAGGUAUCAUUGGUUUUCUUGCA